AUGAAAAGCGAUUCCAAUGACUCUGUCUCCCCUUAUUCUCCCAAACGCAGAACCCGUUUCGUAAGUUCCCGGUUCAUGUCACCAAACUCGACCGCUUCACCAGAUUCAUCCUCUCCGCUCCGCCGGUUCAACCGCCCCACGAGAAAAGACUCUACCACUCUCGCUUAUCAUAUUGGCAAUGAGAGGCUCAAAGAAAGGGAAGAAAACCACCAACAUCACAAUCAGAAACCCACAAACAGAACAGACUCUGUUUUCUCUGCUCUCACAAAACAGAGGAGCUGUAGGGAGUACAGAAACAACAACAAUUUCUUAGAAGAAAACGAUCAAGAUCAAGAUCAAGACGUUGCUGGUAGGUCCACGAAGAAUGAUUUCUCCGUAAAAUCUUCUUCUCGGGUGGUGAAGAAAACAAUUUCUCAUCUUGAUCCUGGGAGACUCUCUCUUGACGAGAAUACCUUUAAGGGAAAUUUUCAUUGCGAUAAGAACCCAAUUGACUCGGAAUCCGAAAAUACGAGUUUGGAUUCUGUUUCCCUGCAAAGAACAUUCAGUUCGAGGAAAUUGGGUAGAGAUGUUCCUUCUAAGUACAUGGCAGUGUGUGGCAGUGGGAGAAGAGGAGAAGCUUCUGAUUCAGACCCUUUGUCUUGUGAUGAUUCAUGGAUGAUGAAGAAGUUUAUGACACAAAAAACGGGGAAGAAGGCUAAUUCCCUUAUUGGGUACAUGAGUUCCAAGUCUCAGUGGGCAUUGUCCCCUGGGAGAUCAGGAUCACCACCUUUGUCUUUAGAAAGCAAGGAUAAGCAAUUGUCUUUUUCGAGCAUGAGGCCUCCACAAAAGAGAGUGGAGAAAAUUCUGAGCAUGGGUUUUGAUUUCUUUAGGACUAAAAAAUCUUCUUCUAUCAAUGAAGUCGUUCAUCAGUUGCGUCUGCUUCAAAACCGAUUGAUCCAAUGGCGGUUCGCAAAUGCUAGAGCUCAAGCUGUAAAUCACUCCAUAUCUCUUCAGACUGAGAGCAAUUUAAUAAAUGUUUUGGAUGGUCUGACCAAGUUGCGGCAUUCAGUAAUGCGAAAGAAGAUCGAGCUCGAAAGAGAAAAACUUAAGAUGAAGCUAAAUUUUCUACUGCAUUCUCAAAUGAAGAUGUUGGAAUCGUGGGGAAGUAUGGAAAGGCAGCACCUAGCUGCAGUUACCACAAUGAAAGAAUGUUUACAUUCUGUUAUAUGCAGAGUUCCUCUCUCGGAAGGGGCAAAGGUGGAUAUACAAUUGGCAUCCAUUGCUCAGCGGUAUGCAUCUGAUCUAACAGAUUCCAUAGAGUCAGUGUUAUCUAGUUUUUCACCCUUGGCUAAUAAGACAUCUGAGUUGAUAUCAAAUUUAGCAAGAAUUGUUGCCCAAGAGAAAUUGCUCUUGCAGGAACUCAAUGAUGUGUUCCACGACAUGUGUGUCCUUGAGAUGGAAGCUGAAGGAAAGGAGCCUAGUAUGCAGUCUCAUUCAACUCCAAUCUUGAAAAUAAAAAUACUAGAAACUGCAAUUACUGCCAAAGAUCCCUUGAAUCAGAAACCACAUUCUCUUCCAGGAACAUGGAAUUGGAGAGAAUUGGGUAGGGUGGUUUCAUUCAAGUACAUGGCAAGAAGCGAGGGAGAUUCUGAUGGUUCAUGGAUGGUGAAGACGCACAAAGCAACAAAGAAGACUAAUAAUUUUGUUCUUGGGUAUGUGGGUUCCAAGUAUCACUGGGCAUUGUCUCAUGGACACAUUAUCCUGAGGCCACCUCAACCCAUAUGUUGA
Molecule: messenger RNA, 1767 nt
Organism: Sphenostylis stenocarpa
Lineage: Eukaryota; Viridiplantae; Streptophyta; Magnoliopsida; Fabales; Fabaceae
Source: the annotation of a GenBank genome assembly